Magallana angulata is the source of this 2053-nucleotide messenger RNA. RefSeq names its product nicalin-1-like. Bases 97 to 1776 code for a protein of 559 amino acids. The transcript has 14 exons. Gene Ontology annotation, cellular component: endoplasmic reticulum membrane. The record is from RefSeq and is a predicted model, not a curated record. Lineage: Eukaryota; Metazoa; Mollusca; Bivalvia; Ostreida; Ostreidae. Gene Ontology annotation, biological process: regulation of signal transduction.
UAAAAGAGAACAGACCACGCUCAAUAUUCUUACAAGUUCAGGUUGCAUUUGUGAUACAAGUAUUUGAACUUGUCGGUGCUCUUUAGAUCCGCAGCCAUGGUGCUCGGUGAUAUUGGAGAGUUGCUUGAAAUGUUUAAAAAUAGUUUCCCCUUUUCGUUUUUAUUUUUUAUCCCUAUCCUCAUUAUCCUAUCCCCGGUGAGUCCAGUCUCAGCGGCCCACGAGUUUGCUGCCCUUCGCAUGCAACAGUACGAUCUACAUGGUGUGAGCUAUGGUUGUCGCAGUUCCCCAGUUAACAUGGAAGCCCGCCCAGUUGAUGCCAAGAUGAUCACGAGGCGCUGCAUUGUUGCCCGCCUCCAAGAAGUGUCAAUUUCCAAGUACCGGGACUUGAUACAAGAGAACGCAGGGGCACUGCUGGUACUCCUGCCCUCUGAUCUCACAUCUAUCUCCAAAGAGGACAAGCAACAUUUGCAAAUUUUGGAGAGAGAUUUGCUGGCAGAGGAAACCACAAUCCCUGUGUAUUUCGCUCUUGAAACAGAAGAACUGUCUUCUAUCUAUGAAGAAAUUCACAGAGGAAAUGCAGGGGAUCAAGCUUCAACUGCUAUUGAAGCUCUGAUGAGUGGAGCCACAGCCAAUGGUUUCCAGAUGGUUGUAGCAGGAUCCCAAGCCAAGAGUCUUGCUGACUUCCAAAUCACAAAUAUUCAGGGUCACUUGUCAGGCUAUGGCAUUGAGGAACAACUACCCACUGUGGCUGUAGUAGCCCACUACGACUCCUUUGGAAUCGCUCCGAGCCUGUCUACUGGUGCUGAUGCCAAUGGAAGUGGAGUCAUAGCUCUGCUGGAACUCGCUCGCUUGUUUUCCAAACUCUACACAAACUCCAGGACACAUGCCAAAUUUAAUUUGGUCUUCUUGCUGUCUGGGGGAGGCAAAUUUAACUAUCAAGGAACAAAGAGGUGGAUUGAGGACAACCUAGACUCUCAAGAUUCCAACUUGCUGUCAGAUGUGGCUUACGUCCUGUGUCUAGACGGGAUAGGUAAAUCAGACGAGAUGUACCUUCAUGUCUCCAAACCUCCCAAAGAAGACUCACCUGGCCAUCACUUCCUACAGAAUCUGCAAAAUGUGCUCAAGUCAUUCUAUCCUGGUGUCAAAUUUGAAAUGGUGCACAAAAAGAUCAACUUGGCUGAUGACUUCUUGGCAUGGGAACAUGAGAGAUUUAGCAUCAAACGCCUGCCUGCAUUCACUAUCUCUCACUUUAACUCACACAAGGACCCAGAUAGAAGUACAAUUUUAGACCAGAGGGAAAGUGUUGAUGUGGGAAAGCUGAGCAGAAAUAUUGAAAUUGUUGCUGAAGCACUAGCUAGAUAUGUGUACAAUGUCAGUAGUCAUGGAAACCUGCAGCUAUUCUCAGGAGGACUGGGAGUCCAGCAGGAUUUGGUGGAAGCCUGGCUGGGCCAGCUCACAUCUCAGCCUCGCGCCACCCAGCUACUGCCCAAGGACCACAGUCUCCAUAGCAACCUGGAGGAGGCCAUGAGUCGCUACCUCAAAGACGUCAAGAGAACAACAUUCAAAGCAGACAAGAGAGAUCCAGAAUUUCAGUUCUAUGAUGGUGCAACAUACACAAUGAGUGCUUACAAUGUAAAACCUGCCAUAUUUGACUUGUUCCUAGCUGUAGCUAUCGUAGGAUAUUUAGCUGUUGUCUACCUUGCUGUGCAGAAUUUCCACUUCUUGUACAGUGCUAUGCAGAAAUUGUCAAGUCCGAAAAAACUCAAAGUGCAAUGAACAGUAUGUCAGUUAACUUAAUCUAUUGUAUUAUAAUGAUCAAAAUCUUUGGACGAUGGACACCUGGAAUCUUUGAUGAGCGACGUGUUGUUGUAGAUGGCCUCAUUGGUCUUUGUGUAUGUUUUCCGAGAGAAAUCCUGAUCUCCGACACCAAGCGGUGUCAAUCACCUCACAGAACCGCGACCUCUAGCCUGUAGUUUAUAUUGUGAUAAUGAUGAUGAACAAUCCAAAGAUGUCUUUUUUUCUACAUCCAAAAUAAACACACUUUUGUACUUGU